AUGGCUUUUGUUCACUGCGGGUCUGAAGAGUGCACCAAAUCCGAACUAGACCUGUUUCAAAUAGCCCCUACGCAGGCCAGCAUCGAGAAAAGCAUCUACAUCGAGGUUCCGCCUUUAUCGGCCAUUACGGAGUCUGCCCCCAUUGACUUUUUUAUAGCAGGGAAUGGCAUAGAUUAUAUGGAUUUAAACAAUACGCUGCUGUACCUGUGUUGCAAGAUUGUAAAAGGAGACGGAACUGAACUCGCCGCGGACGCAGAAGUGGGUUUGGUGAAUAACCCCGUGGCCUCUAUUUUCAGUCAGUUGGAUGUUACGCUGGGAGACCGCCUCAUAAGCCAAAGCAACAACUGCUACCCUUACAGGGCCUUUAUAGAAUCGGUGCUCAAUUACAGCGACGACACCCUCGCCACGCAAUUUUCCGCCGGCCUGUUUUACAAAAACACUGCUGGACAACAUGAAGAAACAGAGUUGGAUGGAGGGAAUCUAGGUGCGGCUGAAGGCUUUAAACUGCGCAUUGUAUCAGCGUCCCUUUUUGUGAAGAAAGUACGGGUGGCCCCGGGAGUUCGUCUGGGGCACGCGGAGGCCCUGCUUACCGCUAAUGCUAAAUACCCUGUGGACCGCGUGGGAAUGAAAGUGUUUAGCAUUCCCGCGGGCAGCAGGGUCAGUAACCAGGAGAACCUGUUCUUGGGACAGUUACCCAAAAUGCUUGUCCUAGGGUUUGUGGAUAACGAUGCCUUUAGCGGAAGUUACACUAAAAAUCCCUUUCAUUUUAAACAUUACGAUAUUAAUUUUGUGGCCUUGUAUGUGGAUGGUGAACAGAUACCGACCAAGCCUCUGCAACCAGACUUCGAGGCAGGACGCUGCGUGAGAGAAUACAUGAAUUUGGUACAGACAGCUGGUAAACACAUGAAAGAUCGUUCUCUGUUAAUUGACCGUGAGGAGUUUGCACAGGGUUACACCUUGUUUGCCUUUGACCUGUCUCCCGACCAGGAAUGCGCUGAUCACUAUUCCCUGAUUAAAACCGGGAACCUGAGAGCAGAAAUACGUUUUGGGAGGGCGUUAACGGUUACCGUUAAUAUGAUUGUGUAUGGGGUUUUUGACAAUGUCAUAGAAAUAAAUCAAAGGAGAAACGUUCUGUUUGACUAUAUGUGA
Molecule: messenger RNA, 1149 nt
Organism: Trachemys scripta elegans
Lineage: Eukaryota; Metazoa; Chordata; Testudines; Emydidae
Exons: 2
Coding region: 1-1149 (382 amino acids)
Biological process (GO): deoxyribonucleotide biosynthetic process
Cellular component (GO): cytosol
Molecular function (GO): ribonucleoside-diphosphate reductase activity, thioredoxin disulfide as acceptor
Source: RefSeq, a predicted model, not a curated record